This is a messenger RNA of Nezara viridula (southern green stink bug), 7649 nucleotides long. NCBI's taxonomy places the organism in Eukaryota, Metazoa, Arthropoda, Insecta, Hemiptera, Pentatomidae. The record is from the annotation of a GenBank genome assembly.
AGAUGAAAGCCUACACGGAGAGCGAACUGCCUAAGACAAGGUACAAGAACUGCCUGACGAGGAACGGCUACCUCAGCGGACCCAGGAGAGGCGAGGUGGUGGAGAAUCCCCUGGGGGGUCCUGAGCCCCGCGUCCUCUGGCUCAGGGGGGACCAGUCCUCACCCCCCCGGGGCAACGUCGUCGUAGGGGUCAUCGGAGUCCUGGUGGCUGUCUGUGUCGUUCUAGGCAUCGUAGCCAUCUCUCUGUCCCAGUGCAGCUCAGAAGGUGUGAUUGACUCCCCUCGAGUGUGCCUCAGCGACCAAUGCGUAAGGACAGCUGCUUCGCUUUUGGCGGCGAUGGACCAAAACGUCGACCCUUGCGUGGACUUCUUCCAAUUCGCCUGUGGGACAUGGAACAAGAUGCACCUCAUUCCGGAAGAUAGAAGUAGUAUCAGUGUUUUUGAAGUAUUGUCCGAUCAGCUUCAGGUAAUCUUGAAAGGUGUUCUAGAAGAACCUUACAAUGACGAAGAUAGUCAAGCUACGAAGAAAGCAAAAUUAUUUUACAGAACGUGUAUGGAUAUAAAGCAGAUCCGGAAAGUUGGAGAUAAGCCCCUUCGUGACGCUUUGGACCGAUUUGGAGGAUGGCCCGUUGUUGUCGGAGCUAACUGGACACCUCCUUCGACUUCCUUGGAGCACUUGUUGGGGAUGCUGAGGGGUCUCUACAACGAAGUGGUCAUCAUCGAACAGUGGGUUGGCCCGGACGACAAGAACUCAUCAGCCAACAUCGUCCAGCUUGAUCAAAUGAAUUUGGGUCUUCCAUCUCGAGACUAUUACUUAAAGCCAAGUUCUGAAGCAGAUUAUCUGGCAGCUUAUCACAAAUAUAUGACUGAAGUUGCCAUAUUAUUAGGAGCCGACCCAGCCACAGCAGCUAUGGAACUGAUGGAAGUUAUACAGUUUGAGAAAAAAUUAGCAAAUGCAUCGCUUCCUCAAGCUGAUCGUCAUGAUACAAGUUCAAUUUACAGGAAAAUGACAAUAAAACAUUUGAAAAGUCUUGUACCACAAAUAGAUUGGCUAGAAUAUCUAAACACAUUCCUCAGCUCUCCCGUUGAAGAAACUGAAACUGUUGUGGCUUAUGCAAUGCCUUACUUUGUGCAGAUGGGAAAAAUAAUAUCAGAAAGCAAUAUAAAAGUUAUAUACAACUAUGUCCUAUGGAGAUUGGUAAUGACUGUUUCUCCACACAUGAUAGAUGAUUAUCAGGCGAAACACACUGAAUUUCGCAGAAUUCUCCAGGGCAUUCAGUCUGAAAGAAACAGAUGGAGUCAAUGUGUUGACUGGACUAAUAAAAAAAUGGGAAUGGCAGUAGGAGCACUAUAUAUUAAAAGAAAUUUCAAUCAGAAUAGUAAGGAAACAGCUCUUGAAAUGAUUCACACUAUCAGAGAAGCUUUCAAUGAGCUGUUAGAGGAAAAUCAUUGGAUGGAUAAUGAAACAAGAGCAGUAGCAAAAGAAAAAGCGAAUGCUAUGAAUGAGAGAAUUGGAUAUCCUGAACUUCUCACAAAUCCAGAAGAACUGAACAAAGAAUAUGUCAUGCUUAACAUUACAGAAGACCAGUUCCUCGAAAACGUAUUUAAUAUUUUUCAUUAUGACGCUCUGCACAACCUCCAACAAUUAGGUCAACCUGUGAAUAAAGACAAGUGGUCCACUGAACCAGCAAUAGUCAAUGCUUUUUAUAAUCCAAAUAAAAACGAUAUUGUGUUCCCAGCUGGUAUACUUCAACCUCUGUUUUACAGUCAACAUUUUCCCAAAUCUUUAAACUACGGUGGUAUAGGAGUAGUGAUUGGUCAUGAAAUAACUCAUGGAUUUGAUGAUAAAGGCCGACAGUUUGACAAAGAUGGAAAUAUGAUGCAGUGGUGGAACAAUGCUACAAUCCGUGAGUUUCGUGAUAGAGCGCAAUGCUUCAUAGAUCAGUACAACAGAUACAAAUUAGAACAAGUUGAUCAAUUUGUGAAUGGAAGAAUGACCCAAGGUGAAAACAUUGCUGACAACGGUGGCCUUAAACAGUCUUAUAGGGCUUAUAAAAAAUGGGUUACUCAAAAUGGUGAAGAACCAAGACUUCCUGGAAUAAACCUGACUCAUGAUCAACUAUUCUUUCUUAAUUAUGCCCAAAUCUGGUGCGGCACAAUGAGACCAGAGGAUGCCCUCACCAAAAUAAGAUCUGCAGUUCAUUCACCGGGUCCUAUUAGAGUAAUAGGUCCAUUGUCAAAUUCCAAAGACUUUUCUAGAGCCUACAGUUGUCCAUUAGGUUCCCCAAUGAACCCGACAAGUAAAUGCUCUGUUUGGUGAAAAGUUAAAAGAACAUGAGCCGAUUUUCUGCUUAACCUUCCUUGGAAAGGUUGCUUGCCUUUUGGUCAGCUGGUCUCUGACAUUAUCAUCUAACAGCUGUUGGUUUAAAAUAUUUAAACUUAUACUUGUAAUUGAUUUACAUAAUUUUGUAUUUUCGAAAGAUCGUUACUAUCAUUUGUUAAAGCGAUCGAAGAAAAGUUUAAAGAAUUGAUCUUUGCCAUUCUGCAAAGCCAUUCUUCACCAUUUUAUUAUAUUCAUUCCGCUUCUAGAUUUUUGAAUAAUUAUUUUUAAUUAGGUAUCAUUGUAGAUCGCGGUCUACUAAGUCAGAGACCAAAAACUAUGCUAAGAGUGCAUAAAAUAUUAUCAUAAUUGGAUAAUCUAAAGUAUAGAAACAUUAAAUAUAAAGAGUAAGUAUUUAUUUUAUUACGUUAACAAAAAUAAGUUACCAUAAUUACCUGCAAACUUAUUUUUUUUAGCUGUUAUUAAAUCCUAAUGUACCUGAAAAGACUGUGAAAUAAAUUAAUGUAGGUACAAUUUAAAUAAUUGAAUGAAAUAUUCUAUGUAAUUUUGAUCUGAAAAUUUCUCUUUAUAUAAUAUUCAAGUCAGUAUUAUGUGUUUAUUUUAUUUUUGUUAUUAUUUAAGGUUGGAUAAUACUACUGUUAAGAAAACUACCCUUAACCAGUCACAUUUAAGAAACUUUUACUUUAAAAGAUACUUGCUUUUCAUUACUAAUUCAAGUUGGAAAAUAUUUUCUGUUGGUAAAAAUAUUUGAAUUUAAUGAUAUUUAUAAAAUAAUUUAUAGUUUUAUAUAUAAAUGAUGUACCCACUUAGAAUUAGAAAAUAUUAAAAAUAAAGAAUUAAAGUUAAAUUUAUCAGUUUUGUACAUAGGCAAUUCUUAUUUUAUUUGAAUAAGGGAGGAUACAAAUAUUGUCAGGACAUGGAUAACAUAAUAUAUAUUUUAGAAUAGUUACUUUGCCUUAUAUCUUUUGUUUCCAGAUCAUUUUUUAAAAAUUAAAGCAACAUUAUAAAGAUAUUUAAUGGACAAAUCGUAAGGAAAUUUAAAAAUUAGUUCAAUUCAGAGAAUAUUUUAACUAGGUAUCAGCCAAUCAUUGUGUUAAUUAAACAAUAUUAUUAUUUGAAAGUGUUAUCAAUAUUUAGACAAAUCAUUGAUAAAAAAAUUAUCUGGAUUUCUUUUAUUACAGUCAACGUUAUUCAACAUUUUUAAAAACUAGUUUAGUGUUUCCAAUUUAUUUUAUUAUGGAUUAAAAAUUACUUAUAACUAUUAAAGUAUUAGAUAAUUAAUGUAACUAAAUGGUUGAAAGAGAAAUUAGUUAAAAAAUAAUUGAAGAAAUGGAUAAUUAUAUAUGUAAUAAAAUUUCAUGCUUCAGUAUAUGGAAUGUGAGAUGCACCCCAUCAUCCAAAGUGAUUUAAAAAAAUCAAUAUAUAUUUUUUUUUCGUUAUUACAAGGCCUAUUUAUAUUUAUUUUAAACUUGCAGUAAACAUAAAUGAUGAUCAAAGCACAGUUUUUGCAAACUAAAUUUAACUUUAUCAAUUAUUAAAACUUUAUUGGGAACUUUAAUUUUUGUACGAAAUUAUUUUAAUCAAAAUAAGUACUUAUGAAAAAAAAAAAACCUUAAAAAAACAGUAACAGUACCGAUUCUUUGUAUUGAAAGGAAAGUAUUAAGACAUUUUACUGAAGAUAUAAUUAUUAAAUUAAUGAAAUAGGAUCUCUCAAAUAACUCCAAUGAAUUGGAGGGUUCAUAAUUUAUUAAGACUCAUCAAUCUUGUUGACCUAAUAUCAACAAUUUAUUACUUACCUAAACCCAUUUUCGAUAUUUGAUACAAUUGUUUUCACUUCUGGUAAAUGAAACACAAAUUAUUAUGAAUUUAUUGUUUUUCUUUGUCAGUUGUGAUUUCUGUUUUGUAUGUUUUUACUUUUAUAAGAUUGUAACUAAGAACAAGUAAAAGGAUUUAAUUAGAAUAAAAGCUCAUUAUUAUCUUUUAGAAAUUUUUAAACUUUUAUAUGUUAUAAAUCCAUUAAGGAUUUUAAUUUUAUGAGUGACAGCAGUUCAAGUAUAAAUUUGUAAAAACUAUAGGUUAUUUGCACUUAUGUAUAAAAUAAGAUUAAUUUAUUAUUAUUUCCUAGUAUGCUGAUGUAUUUAAGCAACAGCAUUCUAUAAUUUGUUAAUACUUAAUUAUUAAUAUUUCUAUAUAAUGAAACACAAACUUGUGAUGCUGAUGGUUAUUGUAUUUAAUAAACACUUGAGAAUGGAGCAUUUGUGUUUAACUUUAAGAAUCCUUUAGUUUAUAUAAGAAUGUGUUAACUUUUUUUAUGAUAAGGAAUUGUGUAGGUUUUAAAAUUAUGACAUAUCCUAAACCUAAUUGUAUCAGAAAUUAUAUUUCUAAAAUAAUUUAUAGUACAUCAUAGAAAUUUAAUGUUUUCAUGAAUCAUUAAGCUUUAAACUAAUAACGCAACAAUAAUGCUAUUAUAAUGCUUGUUUAGUUAGCAUGAACAUGUAAGCUAUAUAGAUAACACUAAAACAUUUCAGCCUUCAUUAGAUAAACAAACUUUAUUUGUCAAUCAUUUUUAUGGUUUAUUUUUUAUUCAUGAGUUUUGAUUGUAAUGUGACACAAGCACAAUUUUUUUUUUUUAAUUGUAGUUUGUAAACAAUUCUUCUUACAUUCAAUAUUUAAGCCAGAUGAAUAAAGAAUAAAUUAAAAAUAAAUAAAUAAAAAUAAAAUGAUUGGUAGCAUAACAUAUGAAGCAUCUAGAUGGAAACGGAUGUAAGUGGAAAAAUAUUAAUUUUGAGAUAUUAACUUUAAAUUACCUAAUUGUCCAUAAAUCUUUGUAAAUUGUGUAUUUUGAAAAAUACAGCCAAAUUGGAUUGCAAAUGUGCUUUUAAAUAAAAUAAAAUUAAGGAAAAACUGCUAUUAUUCAUCCAUGUUGUAAUGAUAUUCAGCACUCUCUAAGCCGAAUCCUCUCAGAUGUUCUUUGACAAUCUUCCAUAAAACUAUAAUUAUAAUAAAAAGUAUUAUAAGAUAUAUUUUUAACUUUAUAGUUUUAUUAAUUUUUUUUGAAAAAGUCGCCUUUGUAGCAUUUUUAUACAAGUUAUUAAUUAUUGUAGUAAAAGUAGGUAUAACCAUAUCAAAGUACAGAAAGUUGUCAUGUCUUUGGUUAAAUGAAUAUUUUAAAAAAAUUCUCACUUGCACAUUUUCACCAACAACUAAAUAUGAUUAUCCCUUAUUAUCUCAACACAAGUCAAUUUUUUUAAUUUACACUUACACCUUUUAGCAUCUAGGUUCUUCAUUUGUUGAAAUGAUAACUAAUUUCUACGCAGGGUAGUAAACUAGAGUAGCAUUCUUACUCCAAAAAAAGAAAAAAAAAAAGAAAAAAUGAAAUGAAAUGUUAUUCAUAAUUAAGCUUAUUUUCAUAUUUGUGAGAAUGUUUGUUAUUUAGAAAACAAAUAUAAUAUAUCAAGUAUUAAAAUAUAAAUAUGUUCAAUGUCUUAUUUAUUUAAAAAUUUAACAAAAUGGUUUAUGAAAUUUUGUUUCUUUCAUUUUACCCUGUCAAUGGUAUAUAAGAAAUGUAAUUCUGAAUGAUGUUUAAAUUAAAAAAAAUAAAUAAAUAAUAAAAACAAUUUCAUUAUUAAAUAAUACAUGACUGAGUUUAAACAUCUGAAAUGGAUUUUAGAAAAUAUUUAUAGUUGUUAUGAAGUAAAAACAUAUAAAAAAGUCUAUUUCCAUACCAUCAAAAUGAAUUAAGUAUUUUUUAUUAUUAUAUGUAUUUCAUGUUUCUUUUUGAUGUAUGCGAAGCACAAUCUGAGAUUUGACAAAGAAUAAAAAUUAAAUGACAAUGUAAAUUUUCAUUUGGAACCCCCAACAGAACACUUAAUCAAAACAAACUGUAAAAAAAAAAAAAAAUUAGGAUAAGUACAUAAAGGAUUCAAACUUGAUCAAAAAUUAUUUCAUAAUGUAAUAUAUUAAAAAAUAUUUAUAAUAAUACAAUUUUUAUUAGUAGUAGGUAACUUCAUUAAGAAGAUAAUUAAUGAUUCUGUAUAUAAAGGAAAAUAAAUUUUUUAAAGAAUAGUAAUAUUGACUAUUUUGAAGGUUAUUUUAGAAGUUUUUUUUUUCUUUUGGCUUAAUAGACCUUGUACAUCUUUUGUCACCUUAAACAGCCUUUUCCAUCUCUUUGUAUCUUGGAAUAUUGCUUCCUAGUCAUCUGCAUGCAGUUCUUAAGCAUCUUUGUUGAUUCAAUCUAUACAUCUGAUUUUUACCUCAUAGACAUUCAUUGUUGUAUAGAAGUUUCCUGUUGGGCUGUUCUGAAAUGUAUUCUGUGCCCAUCUCAAUAUACUUACUUUCAAAUAAUGGGAUAUUGAUUAAUGAGUUUGUGAAACCAGUUCUUCAUUUGUACUUCUCCUCCAAGUGUUACUAAACUAAUUCCAGAUUUUUUGGGAUUUCAAUAUUAUUGAAAGAGAGAACAUAAAUCUGUUGUUUUAUGCUACUUUGUUUCUGACUGUUGGUUAUUCAUUGAUAUUAUUUUAGAGUCAAGGUAUAUUUGAAUUAGUCUUCUCUUGGUUUCUCUUCUACACAGAUCCUGGUGGAAUGUUAUUUUUGGCUUAAUAUCAUAUAUUUUGUUUUAUCAUAAUUUUUGUGAAGGCUGAUUUGCUCUGAUUCUCUUAUCAGAUCUUGAUACACAUCUUGAACUACUUCCCAUCAUAUUUUGAACACUUGUUUUAGAAUGAAGAUCUGGUAUAGCCUGUUCCUUUCUCUUCUGAAUACAGGUUGAUGGCUGCCUAUAAUAUUUUCAUUAUAGUGAUAUAUGCAGUUUAACAGAAUAUUGGUAAUUAUUUUGUAGGCAACAGGGAGAAGUGUUAUGCACUCUUAUUUGGAGCCCUUUUUUAGGAUAGGGCAGAUAAGGCCUGCUUUAUACUUCACUGCUUACUGCUUUAUACUCCACGUCUUUGUUAUACUUUCCUCCUCUCAUUUGCAUACUUAUUUUCAUGAUUAGUUGAAGCAGCUAAGUUUUUUGGUAUUACAAGAUGCCUGGAUUGCGACCUCCCCAAAAGACUCCUCAAGAAUUCCUAAGAAGACCAUUCUACCCCAGCAACUUCUUGACCUAAUCUACACCAAACACAGUACCAGAUUAUUAAGACAACGUACUAUUGACCGCAGCUACUAUAAUUAUUACAGCAAAAAGUUAAAACUGGAAUUAGCCACCUUCAGGUCACAAUCCUUAAACUGCUACCUAUUCUCUUUGGACAAUUCUCUUUGGAAAACUACAAUGAAAAUCCUUGGUACCACUUAAGCCUUGAUUUAACAAUGUUAUUAACA